AAGGCCCAUUAAUUUUAAACCCUAAACCUCACUCUCUCUCUCUCUCUCUCUCUCUGAGGUGAUGAUGAUGAAGCUUGUGCGUUCAUGCAAUUCGUCAAAUUUAUUGGGUGAUCAUAAUGUUCUUGGCAGGGGUUUUAGGGCUAUGUUGUAUAUUACCCAAACCCCAACAACAUCUUCAACUUCUAAGGACACUCUGUUCAAUCGAAUAUCACUUGCAGGUGACCCUAGGGUUUCGAUGUUUCCGAUUCUGGAUCAAUGGGUCGAAGGAGGUAGAACUGUUGACAAAUCUGAACUCAAAACCAUCAUCAAGCUCCUCAGAAAAUACAAACGCUUCAAUCACGCUCUCCAGUUGUCUGAGUGGAUGAGUCACAGUUUGAACCUUGCCCCAUCACCUGGAGACGUUGCAGUUCAGUUGGAUUUGGUAUCGAAGGUUCAUGGCCUAGAACAGGCAGAGAAGUAUUUUAAUAACAUCCCAGACACUUUGAGAACCUUCCAUGUUUGUGGCGCUCUAUUGAAUUGCUAUGCCAACAAGAAAUCCUUGGCCAAAGCAGAGACCAUCAUGCAGAAGAUGAGGGAGUUCGGGAUUUUGAAAAAAUCACUGUCUUAUAACGUUAUGCUGAAUCUCUAUUCAAAGAUGGGACAGCAAGAAAAGUUUGAUUCUCUCAUCAAAGAGAUGGAAGAGAAGGGCAUCAGUUGUGAGAGAUCCACAGUAUACAUCCGAUUGAAUGCAUAUGCAGCUGUGUCUGACAUAAAGGGAAUGGAAAAGCUUCUUACACAUAUGGAAAGCGAUCCUCGAUUCACCAUGGAUUGGAAUUCUUAUGUUAUAGCAGCAAAUGGGUACUUGAAAGCUGGACUUUUCGAAAAAAGUUUGGAAAUGCUAAAGAAAUCAGAGCAACAUAUACAUAGUAAAAGAAGAGGGUUUGCUUAUGAAAUUCUCCUCACUCUAUAUGCUGGUCUUGGUAACAAAGAUGAGUUGUAUCGUAUAUGGAAUUUGUACAAGCAAAUGGGGAAAAUAUACAAUAGGGGCUAUUUUCGCAUGAUAAGCUCAUUGGUCAAGUUGGAUGACCUUGAUGGAGCUGAGAAGGUCUUAGUGGAGUGGGAAUCUGUGAAUACGUCUUUUGAUUUUGAUAUUCCAAAUUUGCUUAUCAAUGCUUAUUGCAAGAAGGGGCUUUUGGAGAAGGCUGAAAUGUACAUAAGCCGGGCUAUAGAGAGAGGAAAGGAGCCUACAGCAGGCACGUGGGAUCAUCUGGCAACUGGAUACUACAAAGAUAACCAGAUGGCAAAAGCAGUGGAGAUAAUGAAGAAGGCAAUCAUGGCUGAUCAACGUGGAUGGAAACUUAAUUAUGUUACUUUAACAGCAUGUGUAGUAUACUUGAAAGAGACUGGAGAUACGGAAGUAGCAGAAGAGUUCACGAGGUUGCUUUGCUUGCCAAACAUGGACAUUUCGCAGAGAUGCCUAAAAUAAAUAUUACAAAAGAUGGAUAUUUUGGAGACAAACUCGAUGAGAUAGAGGGGGAUGAUCAGGAAGUGGAGGGAAAUACAUAUGGGGUAAUGGAGUUGAGGUACGAGGGCAACAGCUAAUUUACAUAAAAGUCACCAGUGUUUGUUGUUGCUUGCAUAUACAAGUUAUUCAAAGUUAAAACUACCUAGAAUACAACCUCAAGUUUGAGAUUUUCCAGCUGAAGUUUCUCUGGUUGUGAAAUGUAAGGCGGGCCUCAUGACUUUUCAAGACUAUAGUUCCUGUCGAUGAAUUGAUCAUGGGAUUUGAACAACAAAACUACAGCUUGAUGAGAUGACUUUUAUUAGUCUCAGCAUAAGUAUUGAAUUUGAUGGGCCGAUUCAUUCGAUCUCGGCUCUACAUUACAAGUAUUCCAGAAGGUAAGAGGGUGGAGAAUUAAGGGAUUCUCCCCCAGUUUAUGUUGUCUCAGAGGGUCUUGUAAAACCACUGUACAUUGCAAUUCUCUUUAUAUUUUCUGAUGAGUUUGAGAUUGUGAAUGUAAUUGAGAUGAAUAUGUUGCUAGGGCCGUUUUAUUUAUCAAAACUGAUUUUUUUAUGAUUCUUAAUCUGAACCAACAUUUUUUUGGUA
This is a messenger RNA of Camellia sinensis, 2086 nucleotides long. Its product is annotated as pentatricopeptide repeat-containing protein At2g20710, mitochondrial. Lineage: Eukaryota; Viridiplantae; Streptophyta; Magnoliopsida; Ericales; Theaceae. Gene Ontology annotation, cellular component: mitochondrion. Gene Ontology annotation, molecular function: protein binding. The record is from RefSeq and is a predicted model, not a curated record.